GUCGCGCAAGGACUUCAGGCAACCGAUGAGCAAACAGGGCUUGAUGAAGCUCUUACAGGCACUUUGCAUCCUGACAGCGCAGGGCGAUCCUGUGGCCUUGGAGCCAGACUUUAAUUUGGUUUCCUUUACGCCUGAGGAUGGCAGCACCUUGAGUGGGCGCCAGGCCUUGACGGCAGUGUUCAAUCUUGCGGUCAUACCGUUGGGAGCAGACCUGGGAGACGGACCGCUUCCGGAGGACUAUGUGCCCUUCAUUCUGCAGGGUGCAGAGGUGCCUGGCCAUUUACGGUGGGUCAGUUCAAGUACAGCCCGCUUUGAUCCAUUUGUGGACUGGCCCAGUGAUCUGAAGGAUGUAACCCUCCAGUUCAAUACCAGACUGAAAAGUGUGAGCGGAAAGAGCUUGAAAGAAUUCCCAAAGAUGCGGCACUUCUCCACAGCUCCUUUGACUUUCUGGGUCCGCGAAGUGAGAUCAGAAAUAUGUGAGAAUCUCACAGACAAUAGCUGGAGCUCGUCUUUGGAGGCCAGAAAGUUCAAGCCCAAACAUGCACACGAAUGUCCGUUUGACGCAAGAGUACUCAUCAGCUUCAACUUUCCAGUGGAAGUGAAAAGGUUUGUGGCUGAGCCCUCUAUGUUUCAGCUAAGAGAAGAUGGGAUGUUUCUUUCUCACACGACGCCAAUUGAAGCAAUUGCGCCAUGCGAUGAUGAGGUGCCGAAGCCUUUACAUUUGGAAAUCGAAGAGCCUGCCGUUGUCAACCAGUCUAGAUGUUUGGAGCUUUGGCUUCCAAAGACUUUGGAGACUCACGGAGAUUAUUCAUUGAGUCUGCGGCAAGGUGCAAGGUACCAUCCAUUUGCUGGUCCAUUUAGUGGGAAUGGAGGUGGUGAUUCAGAUGACUUGAAGUUAACAGGGCUUCGCCCUUUUCGGUUCUUUUUUCUGCAGCGACACUACAGAAGAGAGCUUUUCAAGAUUUACCUUCGACAUGGUUUGAAGGCUCCAGAAGAAUCCUUGGAGCUCUUGGAACAAGCUUUCAGCAUCAGCAACCGUAUAGAUGGGGAGGUGCUGCAGCAUAAACUUAAGUUGAUCAACAAUUCCACAUUGCAGCUGAAGGUGGUUGGUUUGCAGCCAGAAGAGGAGUACACCAUUUCUGUAUCUCCUCAUGGAGACAGUGUCUUUGACGGGAUGGGCUUGCCACUGCAGGCCUCGCAAGGGACACUGAAGAUGGGGGAGAUGCCAGGUGUGUUCCUGGCGCCGCAGCCUCCUAAUCCAAGCUUGUGGACAUCCAGCUGUUCAGAUCGUUUUUUGCCACAAGACAUCCCUGUGGUCUUCCCAUUUCUCCAGCGGCAACCUCCUCGACAAAUGUACAGAAAAGUAGAUCCUGGUGCUCAGAUGCAGGCAUUUGCCUGCUCCAUUUCCUCAACGGACGAACUUGGGGAUUUCCUGACCUUUUUCUUCUCUCCAGGGAAGGCUGACACAUCGAUCCCAGGACCGUGCGCCAAGCGAUCCUUCCAGGCUCAUCCAGGUGUUAUAUUGGUUUCUGGCAAGACGGAGAUCCAGUUCAAUGAGGUUCCGCUUAAUUUUCCAGAUUCCAGGCUUCUCUUUCUGGAGCUGACUUGUGUCGGGAAUGACUUGGGUGCACGCUGCGCAACUGAGCGACCAGCAAGUCGAGCUCGCUUUCUCAACGCGGCCUCAUUCAGUGCUCUCACUGCAUUUGCUGCACCUAGUUCUGCUCCAUAUGCAGCCCUUGGUGAAGUGCGUCAGUCGACCAUCCUUGUGUCAGUGCACAGCUUGCUGGACCAAGAACCCGUGGCUGGCCACCAGGUGGAAGUGUGGGAAAUUCCAAGCACGCGUUGGAUUCAUGGGCGAAGCCUGCAACCCCCAGCCAGGAGGGUGGGAACAGCUUUGACAGAUGCGCAUGGACGAUCUCUUCUGAUUCUUCCUGAGGAACAGACUGGACAAGAGGCCAGAGAUGAAAAGGGCUACGUUGCAGUCAUCGCCAAUCCCAAGACUGGAGAAAUCUUGCUUGGAGACUUGCUUCGGCUGGGCCCUCCAAGCCCAAGGUUUGUGACAGAAAGCGAAGCACUUGCUGCUUCACUUCGCUUGUAUGUCACAACCGACAGGGCAGUGUAUGCACCAGGGGACGCCCUUGCCUUGAUAGGAGUCGUCGCAGCUGUUGGGUCAAAUUGCCCAACCAAAAAACCAGGCAGUGUUUGCUCACCUACAGCUGAAUCUGCUGACAGUGCAUUGAUCAUCUCCGAAAUCAUUUGGAAGCUUGAGCGCCCCGGACAGGAAGAAGUCUGCAGCAUCCACCUAUGGCCCCUGUCGGUGAUGGGUAUGUUUACUGCAAACAUCACGGUGCCGCAAAAUGCAUCCCUGGGAAGACUGCCUGCUGUCUCUAUGUACUGGGCAGGGAAGAUGAUUCAGGUGCCCGAAAGUUGUUCUGCGUGGCGUCAGAUCCGCAGCCAAAUGCAGACUCCAGCGGUGUCCGUUCAGGGGACUUCUUUCCUAGAUAUCUUGAUAGCGGAUCCUCGACCUCCAAGCGCAGUGUUGAUGCUCGGUGCACCUCAGUUCCUGCUGCCCAGCAAGUCGUUGACGAUCAAUGCCACGCUCCAGACGUACACCGGCAUACCGCUUCAGAACCAUGAGCUACAGGUGCAGCUGGUGAAGCAUGGACCUUCGAAAAGAAACGAGAAUCCUAUGCCUCUGAGUACAAGCACAAGCUCUGAGGCGGACGAGGAGUCCACCGAACUUCUGGGCAAGACUGAUUCCCUCGGAGUCUGGUCCAAGGAGCUUCGCAUUGGAGGUGACUUGCCAUGGGUGCCAAAUCUUGGAGAUGAGAUCACUGUUAAGGUAAAGGCUCGGGGGCCAACCGGUGAGAUGCUGACCAAGUCACACAAACUACCGGUGCGUAUUGGGCCGUGGGAUAUCACUUUGAGGACAUCAGCAGACAUGCACAAUGCCGAUGGACCGCUACCAGGCCAGGAAUUCGCUAUGUGGACCUCCCUUGAGGCAAAGUAUGCCACAGAAGGCUGGAGCGUGCACAAUGCUGGACAGUUGUCUUUGGUGGCUGCUGAUGACUCCAAGGCUACAGAGAGCUGUGAUGAAUGGCUUCGAGCCAAGGAGAAGGCAAAGUCACGGGUCCUGGACAAUGCCGACGGCAGGAGUUGCCGACAAGAGAUUCAUACGACCGGAAGAGCGCUCUGCCAUCUCAGGCUACCAAGCACAGGGAAGUUUGCCGUGGUGGCGCAAGUUGAAAUGCGCGAUGAGAUGGACCAGGACCAUACUGUCUCCAGCUGCACGUUCCUGGGGCGUGCAGCAGAAGAUUGGAGGCGGCGGCCUUUGGCAUCACCGAAUCUUUUCAAGCGCUUUGAGGUGCGGCCUUCAGCAGCCUACUUUAUGCCUGGGGACACGGUGAAGCUACAGGUUUGGAAUCCACUGGGAGUGAAGACACGCAUGCUUUUGCUUUGGGGUGCAAAGCCUGCUGUUACAGAGAUUUCAAACGUCGCCCAACGAGAGACGGUCGACCUUGGAGUUCUACGCGAUGAAGAUUGUCCAAUGACUGUUUGCAAGGUGCAUGUCUUUCUGUGGAGCAUCGAUGAUACAAACACGCUGAUCGAGGAUGUCCCGUUGUCCAUACACUAUCCCAAGGGAGCUCCUCUGUGGGCACACCAGGAGGUAGAAUUGCAGAUAGAGCGGCCCUCCAACAUCUUGAAGGUGAAACUGAAGCCUGACAUAAAAGUUGUGAAGCCUGGUGAAGAUGUCGAAAUAGAGGUUGACAUCACACAGCCUCCGAACUCCCAAGCAGAGCUGGCACUCCUGGUUGUAGACAAGGCAUGGCUGGAUUUGCAGCCUCUUAAGCUGCGAGAGCCGAUGGAGGCCUUUGAGCCAGAAAAGCUGUUGUCUAGGGGCCCGCAGUGGCGUGUUGCAACAUCAUUGGAUGGGAUUGCUUCAGCGAAAUCGUUGGUGAAGGCCACUGAACGCAUCCGCCAAAGCUUUAAAGAGAAUCCUUGGACGGGCUACAUUGGCUGGCCACUGGCAUUGCAUCCCGCGGACGACUCCUUGUUGGACGAUGAGCACUACAUGAACAGAUGGGCGGAGGACUUGACAGACUUUCCCAGUCCUUCGUUUGGGUCCUUCCCAGAAUCGGCGCUCCUCCGUGGUGGACCCAUGCUCAUGGCCAAAAGCAUGGCUCCGAUGGCGCUGAUGGCAGACGCUGUGGAAGAGAGUGCACCAGUAGCAGCAGGAGCCGCGAUGGAUGAGGGGACCGAGGCACCUGGAAGUGGGCCAGCAGUGACGCUGCGGAAGCGCUUUGCCAAAUUGGUGGCUUUGAACCGAGCACUGUUGGAAGUUGGUGCUAGCACUUGGAGAACCCGAAUAAGGCUUCCUGAAGAUCUUUCCACAUAUGUGAUACGAGUUGUUGCAGUGUCCAAGGAGGGUGGGAAUUGGUCUUGGGGCGCGGCAGAAACUUCAGUGCACACAGCCCAGCAGGUGUACGGCAAGCCGCUCCUGCCGCGGAUGCUACGGUUCGCUGACGUGUGUCGCAUGGGCAUUGCCAUCGAAGCCACUUCCGGUGAAUCACCUCGUUCACUGGUGGUGGAAGCUCUAGAACUGCAGAAUCUUCGCCUCUUAGACGAGGGCCAGCAAGCUGUCACUAUGCUGGGUACAUCGACCGAGGUCCGCUUUACAUUUGCAGCUGACCUGGCAGUGGGUCCUGCAAGUGUGAUUUUCAGCAUCAAGGAUGUGGAUGGUGCAACGCUGGACUUGGUUGAAGCAACAGUAAAGGUGGAGGAGCAGCAACAGGGCCUGCGCAUAGCAUCCACAACGAGCAUCCAAGCAGAUGCCUCGAAGGCAGUUCUUCGGAAGGAGGCCGUGGCAGCCCUGAAGGCAGUUCCUGGAUCUGGCGAAAUGUCUUUAUCAGCUUCAGCUGGGCAUCAGGCUCCUUUGCUUGAUGCCAUCAUGCAGCUUGCUCCAACGCCUGCUGAUCAUCCUUGGCAGCCUCAAGGAGAGACCAUUCUGGCAAUCUUGCUGGGCGGUCACGUUUUACGUGCCGGCUACGGGAUGGAGGCACAUGAGUUGGAUGCAGCGAUCUCCGUUGCUCAAGCACGAUUGGCUGGUCAGGUUCUCAUGGAUCCCUUCCUCGGCUUUGUCAACACACCACCUGAGCAUCGCCGCUGGCAAACAGGUGAGGAGAAGCCUGAGCUUUUGAGCAAUGCCUUGGCAUUGCUGGUGCUACGAGCCGCAGACUCUUUGGGUGGUGUGCCACCUGCCUGGGCUUCACUGGACAAAGAUGCGCUGGCUGGAGCUGCCUACAAGGCCAUCCAGUUGAGAAGAGCAGAUUGGCAGAGGUGCUGCGCAAGAGACAUUACCUUUGCAAGUUUCAUCGGACACCGGGAACUAGCAAUUUUCUUUCUGGCGCUACCAGAAGCACAAACCAGGCCAGAUUUGCUGCCCCUGUGGGAAGAGAUCUUGCAGACAGCAAUAACAGGACCAAGUGGUUCACAGCUUGACCUGCUGACGCGCUUGGCCUCCGGACAGCUUGGCCAUGGUGCCGUCAUAGAUUUUGGAGCAGAUCGACGAGCGGCAGUGGCAGCAGAUGCUUUGCUCGAACGAAUUCGGGUACAAGGCCCAACAGCAUACUUUGCCGAGAGUCAGGGCAGCAUGCACGCGGCCAGGAGAUCAGUGCAAUCUCUUGCACUGUGGCUUUGGACUGGCAGCAAGUAUGUCAAUCAUCCUUUUGCGCCCUUGGUCGCGACCCAUGUGCUCUCGGGGGGGCUUUGUCCUUGGCAACGACACCUUCCAGCACAGGACAUCAUCAUGGCAUCCCUCGCCCUGGUAGCCUUUGACACAGCCACAGGGUCAUCUCAGUGCAACAUUCCAUUGCAAGUUGUCGCGAAGCCUUCUGGCAAGAAGCUUCUGCAGGUUGAUCUCCAGUCUGGGCAGUCAGGGCAGAAUCCCGUUCUAAGUGCUCGAACUGCUUGGCCAUGGAAUGAGCUGCCCACGCAAUUGGGAAUGAGUGGGAUGGACUUGGAGAUUCAAGCUGGCCCGGGAAGAGGGCUGGCGGUUGUUAGCUAUGGCAUGAACUUUAUUCCAAUGGUGCCCUUCCUGGAACCUCAGUUCAGAGGUCUUUUGGUCCAAAAGAUCAUCCAACGAGCAUCAGCAUCCCAUCCUGGACGCUGCGUCGGGGAGUCGGUGAAAGUGGCAUUCCCUGGAGAAACUCUUUGUGUCACAAUCCAACUUACAUCUCCAGAUGAUUUGGAAGAGAUUGAGGUGCUAGACUUUGUGCCUGCUGGAUUGGAACCCAUAGAUGAGUCACUGGAAAACAGCGAGACAUCAGAUCGAAUUGGAGGAGACUUUCUCUUUGCAGGAGGCUCUUUCUUGUCAUGGGAGCGAGAGAUCCGGCAUGAUUCAGUGAGAUGGCGCACCGGCUUUAUUUGGGCUGGUACGCACACACUUUCGUUCAACUGCUUGGCAAAUGCUCCAGGCGUGUACUCGUUGCCAGCAGCAAAAGCAUACUCAGCAAAGCACCCAGAGGUCAUGGGUCUUAGCGGCGCGGCUUCUUUCCUCGUGGAGGAAACGGGGUCCACUUCCAAUGCAGUGUCUGGGCCACAACUCAGAGAAUUCCGUGCAGCUGUUUGGGUUUAUCUGAAGGUCGAGUUUAGGGAGAGUGACGCCCUUGCCACACCGAAAGCUUGUCCCCAGGCUUGUCCUGCGGCUGGAAGUUGCAAUGUGGCCAAGGGCCGGUGUGAAUGCGCUUCAUCCUCUGGGGAGCUGCUGCCUUGCGAAGAGGUCUCAGUGCAGGUGAAGGCGCCCUUCUCCAAAUUGCUGGGAGGAACGGGCAGUGAGGAAUUUGUGCCACCGCCUGGUGGGAAAGUCCUCCAGGAUACCACAACAACGGCCAACAUGCCAAGCGCUGGGCCUGUGGUUGUGGUGCUUCUUGUUGCAUUGCUUGCUGCUGGCUUUUACUCCUACUUCGCCAAGAUGAAAACGCCAAGGAACUUUGCUCAGCCUGAACAGGAACUGAGUGGUGACCACUUCACUGCGAUGCCUGAGGCGCAACCAGAGUAUGCUGACAGUGAUGUAGACUUUGAGUUGAAAGACUAAUUCGGGGAGUUGGCUGUAGAGAGGAGGUAGCUAAGUAGCAGCAAUGAAACUAAUAGUAGCUGGAUGCAGACCUGGACGAGCAGUUCCCAGAAGGGGGAGUUAAGAUUGCAGUAGGUGGCACAGAGCUUGGUGACACUGUGGGCAUUGUCAUCCUUAUGUGAGCUCUGCGGUUAAUCGGCUGAGACCUGGGACCUAGAGAUCGCACAACAAUUUGGAUUUGUGAGGCUGUUUGCCACGUUCUUUGUGUUACCCAUUGACUGGUACCAGUAUGUGCCAGUUGUCUAUGAUAGUGUUGAGUCUAGGGCAGGCUUGGGUGCACGGGUAUCAUCACAACACACAUCUGUACUUUUGGCUCAAGAGCCAAGAGCCAAAACGGACAGUGGAGUUUCUGUCUGAGGAUUGGUUCGUGUGAGGACAAGGGCAAGAAUUGUCAUUGGGGCCUGGGUUACAACCCAAAGGCCUCAGCUUUGGAAUCGCAUGCUGAGCCAUGGGCCUGGAGUGGCGCUUGCAGCCUUUACAGCACUACCGCAGGGCUCAGGGACUCUCCCCUUAACUUCGCCUUGUCCACUUUGACCCCACCUCUUGAGAAAUUUACCAUGAGCAAAGCCAGAUAGAGUAUCUUCUAAAGGUAAGACUCGUGUCUGGAAGUUGGAGCAUGGCUCUGGAUGGGUUUCCAAUCCAUGUGUAACAUCGAAUCAUCAUACUGAUUGGCGGCUGACUAGGAGCAAUACAUUCUAUCCUUGCUCCUUCACUUUUGUUCUAUCCUUCUGGUGGCAAACUUGUUCUUACAUAGGUAUUCUGAACUGUUCUGAACACUUCAUUCUCAAUGCUUCACGCUUGAAAUUGGAACCACGGCUUUGUGAUUCAAUGAACACGUGUCCGGUGCAUUCACUCCCGCGACCUUUCAGUUGCCAGGCUACACUAAGACGACGCGAUCACUCGUGCGACUCCUACACAGAAAGACUGUUGAGCUCUUGUGUGAUCCGUCCGUUUAAGGAACCGGGAGGAAGUUGGUCUGGUGGACGCUGAGGCAGCUGAGUAAUGGCCAUGGCCCACCUACCAAAUCUUGUACAUAGUUGCGAGAUGCAGAUGCACAUGGUCAGGUGCAAAUAUCUGCAAAGGCACACCAAACAGACUCCAACAAAGAGCAUGCGCUCGUCUUCCUCUAAAAUGCAGGGCCUUUGUGCGCCGACGCCAGUUGGACCCCGUGAUGUCAAAUCGCAG
Messenger RNA from Durusdinium trenchii, 8317 nucleotides. Lineage: Eukaryota; Dinophyceae; Suessiales; Symbiodiniaceae. The record is from the annotation of a GenBank genome assembly.